GCGAAUACUUGCACGCAUAUUUCUAACGACCACUAAGUCGCCUGCAAGAAGAAAGAACGGUGUGAUGUCCUCUCUUCUCAAGACCCGAGUGGUCCCAAGCCUUGCGGCCAGGGAUGUAGCCUUUUGUCAUCCGCUGGUCUUUACGACCAGCUCCCAGCGCGUCGCGCGCGCUUCCGGUCAGUCUAGCGCAUUUCCACUGCGCUCUGCAGUUUCGGGCGUCAGCUCUCGCCGUCCCUUCACCUGCCUGGCGGUCGCAGCCUCUGCUGGAGAUGUCUCUGACGGCAGCAGCCACACGGAGAUGAUGCAGACGUUGGUGCUGGGCUCCAUGUUCGCGGGCUGGUACGCAGCCAACAUCGCCUUCAACAUCUAUAACAAGCAGCUGCUCAAGGCGUUUGCCUUCCCGCUCACCAUCACGGAGGCGCAGUUCCUGGUGGGCAGCUGCGUGACGCUGGUGGCGUGGGGCAGCGGCCUGCAGCGGGCGCCCAAGAUCACAUGGAGCACCAUCAAGAACGUGCUGCCGCUGGCCGUGGUGCACACCCUGGGUAACCUGCUCACCAACAUGAGCCUGGGCGCCGUGGCGGUGUCCUUCACACACACCAUCAAGGCCAUGGAGCCCAUCUUCUCCGUGGCCCUGUCCGCGCUGUUCCUGGGCGACCAGCCCUCGCCGCUGGUGCUGGCUACCCUGCUACCCAUCAUCGGGGGGGUGGCCAUGGCCAGCAUGACCGAGGCCACCUUCAACUGGUUUGGCUUCCUGUCAGCCAUGGGCUCCAACCUCACCUUCCAGAGCCGCAACGUGCUGUCCAAGAAGCUGAUGCUCAAGAAGAAGGACAAGGACGGCAAUGCUGAGGCGCCUCUGGACAACAUGGCGCUGUUCUCGGUCAUCACGCUGCUGUCGGCGGCGCUGCUGCUGCCCGCCACGCUGCUGUUUGAGGGCUGGAAGCUCAGUCCCGUGGGGCUGGCGGAAAUGGGCGUGCGCUCGCCCAACGGGGUGCUGGCGCACGCGGCCAUGGCGGGGCUGUGCUUCCACCUGUACCAGCAGGUGUCGUACAUGAUCCUAUCGCGCGUGUCGCCGGUGACGCACAGCAUCGGCAACUGCGUGAAGCGGGUUGUGGUCAUCGCGGCCUCGGUGCUGUUCUUCCGCAACCCCGUGUCACUCCAGAACGCGCUGGGCACGGCCCUGGCUCUGGCUGGCGUGUUUCUGUACGGCACCGUGAAGCGGCAGCAGGCCAUUGCGGCCGGCAAGAAGAUCGCCGCCUCCGAGUAGAGAGAGGUAGCCUGCUGCUGCUGAUGAUGCUAAUGCUAAUGCUGAUGAUGCUGUGUGUUCUGAUUGCUUGACUUGUUUGCUUGCGUGGAUUGUUGGAUGUCGAGAGCCAAAUGGGUGGUUGUGGGCAUGUGUCACGUGCGCGGACGGAGUUGGAAAUAGGCGGCGAUGGCAGCGGCGUGCGUGCAUGAGUGCGUGCGGGAAGGGCGACAAGCAUGGGCAGCCGUGUCUGGUGUGGGUGCAUGUGUGGGUAGGUGGGUGCGUGUGUGGGCGCGGGUGUAGAUGCGCAUGCGCGUAGUGGUUUGCGUGCUUGCGUGUGUUCAGUAUGCAGGCAGUGUGUGUCGUCAUUGGGGGAGGCAGGGGGCAGCCGUACUUUCGGAAACAAUAAUCGCGCAUCGACACACACACAGGCGAUAACAGGGCGCGCAGGCGAGCGGGCGGCGGCGGGUGCUGCUGCACCACGUGCGCCCCUCGCGUGACCGGUGUUCCGAACUCUUGUCCUUCGUCCUUUCUUGGUCUGGUCUGGUCUGGUGCUGGUAUUGGUUUGGGGCCUUGCAUACACGCUUGGAUGAUGACACGGUAACACGCGGACGGCAUUGACGCAGGGUUUGAGGGAGGUGUGCGUGGUGAAGGCGAAGUGAGGGCGUGGCGGCUGCAGUCCCCUGCUGCGGCCUUGAGUGUCCUAGAAUUCGGAAACAACAUGUGUGAGCUUUCAUGCGGUGCAGCGCAUUGUCGUACAUGUUCGGUCUCAGGGAAUGGGUUCACGUGGGGACCGCGUCAGGGCAUGUGGGUGUAAUUUUGUAAUUUUUUUCGUUCUUUGGUUGAGACCUUUACCACGUAUUACUAAUUGCUAUUCCCUAUUGUAGAAAAAUAGGCGGCAGGGAAAACUCGGCUGGAGCGAGAAGCGACCUCGCGAGUCCAUGGACAUCUUGAACAUAAGCGCUGGUACUUAGGACGGUUCUGCCGGUGUUGGCGCAUGCAUGCAAUUUAAACGCGCCGGUGCCCGGUGGUGGCAGCUAUGGUACUUAAGACGGUACACGUUGAUGGCAGGGGCGUACCGUGAGCGUGGUGGGGACAAGGCGUGUACGAGCCCAGACAUUCGGGGCAGCAGCCUUUUUUGCCGGAACUCGUACCUGCCCAGCGCCCGCGCGCGCGUCCCCGCAAGCUCACGCACACACGAACCAGGAAUCACCUGGCGGCUUUUAACUGAGGUCCCGC
Chlamydomonas reinhardtii is the source of this 2479-nucleotide messenger RNA. RefSeq lists its product as uncharacterized. NCBI's taxonomy places the organism in Eukaryota, Viridiplantae, Chlorophyta, Chlorophyceae, Chlamydomonadales, Chlamydomonadaceae. The transcript has 10 exons. Bases 65 to 1264 code for a protein of 399 amino acids. The record is from RefSeq and is a predicted model, not a curated record. Gene Ontology annotation, biological process: transmembrane transport. Gene Ontology annotation, cellular component: membrane; Golgi apparatus. Gene Ontology annotation, molecular function: antiporter activity.